AUGAGUAGGCAAAGCUCAUUCAGUGGCUCAAUCUCGGGCCAUCUUCGACGGCCGUCAUUCGAGCGCAGGGAUUCGGCAGCUUCAAAUGCCAGUGAUUACGAGGGUUUGGAUCCCGAUGACCCGAUCAUCACUGGCAUGGCGAGGAACGUUCUUGACGACACCGGGGAGCUAGAAAAGGCCUACCUUCGUAGUAUGAGCUACAAACAGCGAAGAAAAUAUCUCUCUCGAGUAAAGAUCGAAUUCAACGUUACCUCGAUGAUCAAUAGGCAGGAAUUUCUCAUCCGCUUGGCAGAAACGCUCAUGACGUUCGGCGCACCUUCUCACCGUAUUGAAAGCCAGCUCCUUUCAGCUGCAAGGAUACUCGAGGUCGACGCCGAAUUCGUCCACAUCCCCGGUGUCAUCAUGUGCUCCUUCGGGAACCAGUUCACGAAGACUUCCGAGCUGCACUUCGUCAGAUGUGCAGGCCGACUCGCGCUUGGCAGCCUGCAUAAAGUUCAUCAAAUAUACAGAAUGGUCGUGCACGACGAGAUCAGCGCGGCGGAGGCGACGGCGAAGCUCGAUGCCUUGCUUGUGGCGAAGCCCGAGUAUCAUGCCUUUGUGCGGGUGAUAUUUGCGUUUCUCUUAUCCGCUUUGAUCUGCCCGCUUGCCUUUGGUGGCUCCUUGGUGGAUAUGUGGAUCGCUGGCAUGUGCGCAGUAUUCCUCUCCACAAUGCAGAUUCGUGUCGCAUCCAAAUCUGUGAUGUAUGCGAACGUUUACGAAAUCAGCGUCAGCAUAGGCGUGGCAUUCCUCGCUCGCGGACUGAGCAGUAUCAGGUCUCAAAUAUUCUGUUAUACUGCAAUCUCGUCUGCGGGCAUCGUGGGCAUUCUUCCGGGGUACUUAAUUCUGAGCAGCUCUCUUGAGCUUGCCUCAAAGAACAUCGUGUGCGGCAGCGUGAAGAUGGUGUACGCGUUGAUAUACACGCUAUUUCUGGGUUUUGGCCUUCAAAUAGGCUCCGAUUUGUUUCUCUUGUUCGACCGCAAGGCUCGAACCGAGCUGGCCACGCUGGCCGCCCGCAUGACGUCCUCGGUCGCACUCUCUGGCUUGUUUGUAACCGACAACAGCACGUCGAUUGCACCGGGUCUGAACUAUGGGAAGCCGUUGAACGGGACCUUCACGUUCUCAAACUCGUCCGCGGCCAUUAGCGAAUACAUCGUAGAUGGCUGCUACCGGCCUCCGUCGUUCGCAUGGUACCUCCAGCCAUUCCCGUACUGGACACAGUUCUUGAUCGUGCCCUUGUUUUCCUUGCUGUCAUCCAUGGCGAACCUGCAGCCGCUGUGGUCUUGGCAGAUGCUCGUGAUGGUGGUGAUCUCCUGCGCAUCUUAUGCCACAAACAAGCUGGCGGAUCACUUCAUCUUUGAUCGUUCCGACGUCGUGUCCGCCAUCGGCGCAUUCGUGGUGGGCAUACUCGGUAAUAUCUACUCUCGGAGAUUCGGCGGGACUGCUUUCACGGCCAUGGUCACGGGUGUGCUCUUCCUUGUGCCAUCUGGCCUGUCACAAGCAGGAGGUAUCACUGCGCAAGGCAGUGGCAUAGAUAUUGGAAGUGCGAUGAUCGCGGUCACUAUCGGUAUUACCGUCGGGUUGUUCACGAGCCAAGCAUUGGUUUACAUGUUUGGAUCGCGGAAGAACGCAGCAAUCUUUUCAUUCUAA
This is a messenger RNA of Laetiporus sulphureus 93-53, 1686 nucleotides long. Its product is annotated as DUF1212-domain-containing protein. The record is from RefSeq and is a predicted model, not a curated record. The transcript has 6 exons. Gene Ontology annotation, biological process: transmembrane transport. Gene Ontology annotation, molecular function: transmembrane transporter activity. Lineage: Eukaryota; Fungi; Basidiomycota; Agaricomycetes; Polyporales; Laetiporaceae. The coding region runs from base 1 to 1686 and encodes 561 amino acids.